GCCGGGGCCGGGGCAGGGCCGGCUCCCGAGGAGCCAGAGCCAGAACGGAGGUGUCUGUCCCACGGGGGAGACUUAGCUGGAGGAACGGCCUCCGUGCAACCUUGGGACGCGAACGAUGGGUCUCAUCUCAGAGCUGAAGCUUGCUGUUCCCUGGGGCCACAUUGCGGCCAGAGCCUGGGGCUCCCAUCAAGCUGCCCCUGUUCUCUGCCUUCACGGCUGGCUGGACAAUGCCAACUCCUUUGACAGACUCAUCCCUCUUCUCCCAAAAGACUUUUAUUAUGUUGCCAUGGACUUCGGGGGUCAUGGGCUCUCAUCCCACUACAGCCCAGGUUUCCCAUACUACCAUCAAAACUUUGUGAGUGAGGUCCGGAGAGUUGCAGCAGCCCUGAAAUGGAACCGGUUUUCCAUCCUGGGCCACAGUUUUGGUGGCACUGUGGGUGGAAUGUUUUCCUGUAUCUUCCCUGAGAUGGUGGAUAAACUCAUCUUGCUGGACUCCUCACCAUUUGCCCUGGACAUGAACGAGAUAGACAACUUGCUGACCUGCAAGCGGAGGGCCAUAGAGCAUGUGCUGCAGGUGGAGGCCUCCAGGAAGCCCGCGCAGGCGGUCAGCCCGGAAGAGAUGCUGCAGGGGUUCCUGAAAAACAAUAGCCACGUGGGCGAGGCGUGCGGGAAGCAUCUCCUGCAGAGAGGAACCACACAGGUGGCCACGGGUGUGUGGCUGAACAGAGAUCAGAGGAUCACUUGGCCGGAGCACUGCUUUGAUUUCGUCAGCAGGGAGCUGUUCGUGCAGUACAUCAAAAAUCUGCAGGCCCACGUCCUGCUCAUCAAAGCAACCGAAGGAUAUUAUGCCAUAAGAAGAGAGAACGACGGCAACAGGGAGCCCAUGAUGUUCGUGAGCAGCUCACUUAAGUCUGUCCUGAAACAGAGAUUCCAGUACUUGGAAGUCCCAGGCAAUCAUUAUGUCCACAUGAACCAACCCCAGCAGGUGGCUGGUGCCAUCAGCUCCUUUUUACAGAACAAGGAAGGAACCCCAGCCCCCCUGUAGCCCUGGGCCUGGGGCUACAGCCGCCUGCUUCAGCACCAGACUCCCAGCUCCCAAGCCCAGACCAGUGUGCUGGGGACAGGCCCCUGGUCCCGAAGACCAGCACAGCCAGAAGCGAGUGCUAAGGCAGAGCUGGGGGUGGGGGCGUGGAGGGGUGUAAGAUUCUGACUUCAACAUCUGUGACUUCUGGGGGGUGGGAUGGUGUCUGUUUUGUGACUAGGCAGAGGGUAUGUGUGAGGCCUGAGAUAGGCCCAGCUGGCUUUUAUAGUCCUUUCUUGCCACCCAGCUGCAUAAAAAAU
Molecule: messenger RNA, 1341 nt
Organism: Budorcas taxicolor (takin)
Lineage: Eukaryota; Metazoa; Chordata; Mammalia; Artiodactyla; Bovidae
Gene: SERHL2
Product: serine hydrolase like 2
Exons: 12
Coding region: 116-1045 (309 amino acids)
Source: RefSeq, a predicted model, not a curated record